Messenger RNA from Dissoconium aciculare CBS 342.82, 539 nucleotides. RefSeq lists its product as uncharacterized. The coding region runs from base 69 to 539 and encodes 156 amino acids. NCBI's taxonomy places the organism in Eukaryota, Fungi, Ascomycota, Dothideomycetes, Mycosphaerellales, Dissoconiaceae. The record is from RefSeq and is a predicted model, not a curated record. The transcript is spliced from 3 exons.
GCUUUGUGCUCAACGCCACAACAACAUCCUGCACGCCAACCAGAAAAUUCUCCUCAAAGCCAACCAAAAUGACGGUCAUUGACACCUCCAUUGAGAUCGACCGCUCGCCGGCCGAAGUGCGCGCCAUUGUCCUCGACUUCGAGCGCAUGCACGAAUGGCACACCAGCUUCCUGAAGGUCAUGCAGCCGCUGCCCAAGGGAACUAAGACCCCGGAGCAGCUGGUCGCCGGCGACGAUAUGUAUCUCAAAUUCCUGAUGGUCGGAACCAACGUGAAGAUUGUGGAAAACUCCGAAAAGGCCCUCACCUGGGAAGGCGGCCCAGCGCUUCUCUUCCACGGCAUCCACUCGCUUCAGUUCAUCCCGCUCGACGACGGCAAGCGCACGCUGUUCAAGAACGGCGAGACUUUCACCGGCGUGUUCGGCCAGGGCGCUGGCUUGCCCGGUAUCAAGAGCAACGUCUCAAACCUCUACGACGGAUACAACAAGGACUUGAAGAAGCGCGCAGAGCAGGCGCUCGGCGAAGCAGGUGUCCAGGCAUAA